AUGGCGACUGUCGCGAGCGCACGCUAUAAUGAAUGCGCCUACUUGGGAGGACUACAGCCGAAAUGCUGGAAACUGGCGGUGAGCACAUUGGUUGAUGACGUGUGGGCGGCACUUGUCGCUGGAGAUUGGUAUCAGGGUAAAGACGACAAAAGGUCCCGUCGGCCAGAUUUUGGUACGGAACUGAGUUUCACAUCUCCCGCACCGCCCUCGUACACCCAACCGCCACCGUCUUACGAAGAUGCCGUCAGCGAUUUGCCGCCGGGAUAUGAUACUCUGGAUGCGCUUGCACAGCGGCAGACUGGUAUGCUGCCAGUCGCGCUGCCGUUGCUGGUUGAGAAGUCGAAGCCCAAGCCAAUGGAUUUCGAUUUGCCCUCCGCAUUGAAAGAUCGGAAGACAGAUGCUCAUAUUGACUUCGAAAGUUUGGUGGGCAUCCGGGAACAUAAGAAGAAGUCUGGUGGAGCGAAGAAGAAGGGAGUGCCUAUGUCGUUGACUCCGGCGGCAAACUCAGGUGGCUCGGAUGGGGCAGAGAAUGACCCACCCAAUGACGGAGGCAGUGGUGAUGCUGGUGGAGGUGGAGAUUCUGGGUCUAAGAAGAAAACCAAGAAGGAAGAGGAGGAAGAGGCAGAACGACUUGCCAAAGAAGAGGAAGAGCGCAAGGCCGCCGAAGCAUCUGCCGAUAACAAUCUCAGCUGGGCUGAUGGCGGUGAUGGCGGUGAUGACUGGGCUGGGAUUGGAAAGAAGAAGAAAGGCAAAAACGAUGCACCGAUGGACAACUUUCAGGAUAUCGGUUUGGACGACGGUGCACCACAGCUCGACUUGAAUUUCGACACAGGCGCUAAAACUAGCGGGACUGGUUUUGGCUUUGGCGGAUGGGGCAAAUCCUGGAAUACUGGGAGUUCCGGCGACAAUAUGGGACUUGGGGCCAUUGGUGAGUCCGCCUCCAAAGAGGGAUCGAAAGAUACAAACCCCUGGGGAAUCGGCAAGAGUCAAUCAAAGACCCCUGGCGGGUUUGACUUCGGUGAUCUGGGAUCUCCUCCGGCCAAGGACUGGGAGUCUUGGGAUAAUCCAAAGGACAGUAAAAAUUUGCUUGAUCCGGAGCCCGAACCUGAGCCCAUUGCAGAGCCCGAACCUGUGUCUGAAUCUGAGCCUGAGCCUGAGCCCAUUCCGGACAUCACAAAGGAAGCGUCAUACCUUGCUCUUAACAGCAAAGACAAACGCAAGGCGAAGAAGGAAUAUGAAAAGAAGGUCAAGGAUGCUAAGGCGGAGGCCGAUGCUAGGGCGGAGGCAAGAGCGGAACGCAAGGCAGCCAAAGCAGCCAAGCAGGAGGAAGAGCGCCUAGCAAAGGAAGCGGAAGCCAUGAAAGCUCAAGAGGAAGCAGAACUAAAAGCCAAGGAGGAGGAAGAAGCUAAGAAAGCCCAGGAAGAAUCCAAUGACUGGGGCUGGGGAAUGACAGCUAAGAAAGACAAGAAAAAGAAAAUCGAUCUUCUGGCUGAUCCUUUGCCCGCGCCAGAUCCCCCCUCCAAUAGCGGAUGGAUGGGUGACUGGGGAACCACUGGGAAGUCGAAGAAGUCCAAGGACCCAGAGCCACUUCCCGAACCCUCCAAGGAAGAUGAAUGGUCUGCAUGGGGCACUGCUACAACCAAGGAAAAGAAGAAGGGUAAGGGGAAAAUCGACAUUGAACCCGAACCCGAGCCUCAGCCUGAGCCGGAACCCGAACCUGAGCCGGAACCAGAACCAGAGCCGGAACCAGAACCCGAACCUGAACCUGAACGAGAGCCACUCGACCCUCUUUAUGAUGAUUGGACUACUAUAAGUUCAAAGGAAAGAAAGAAGCGAGAGAAGCAAUUGGUCCGUAAAGGACUUCCUAUCCCUGGCAAGGAUGGCUUUGAGCUUCCAUCUGAUAAAGGAUCUGAGCCUGAGCCUGAGCCAGAGCCAGAGCUUGUACCUGAGCCGGAGCCAGAACCAGUGCCGGAACCUGAACCUGAACCGGAGCCAGAGCCAGAGCCAGAGCCAGAGCCCGAACCGGUGAAGCCAGUUGAAGAAGAUACUUGGGGUGGAUCUUGGGGUGUUACUAAGACGACCAAGAAGAAAAAGAAGGGCAAGGAUAUUGAAGAACCACCACCUCGUGCACCCACUCCUCCUCCUCAAAGUCUAACUCCGGAGCCAGAGACAUUUAAUGAUGGGGCUGACGAUAUCUGGGCAGAACUUGCCCCAAAAACCUCCAAGAGCAAGAAGACAAAGAGUAUCGAGCCACCGAAAGAAGAGAAACCCGCAGCUAAGGGCUUUUGGGCUACGAUUACUGGAGGAUCAGCACCUAAAAAGUCGACGAAGAAAGACGAAGCGCCACCAGAAGAGGACCUUUUGAUUGACGUUGAAGACGAUCCCCUUCCGGAGCCAGAACCCGAACCCGUACCUGAACCGGAGCCGGAGCCAGAACCUGAGCCAGACCCAGAGCCAGAGCCAGAACCUGAACCAGAGCCAGAACCGGAGCCAGAGAAGCCCAAAGCCAAGAGCAAAGCCAAACUAUCUGUUGCCGAGCGUAUCAAGGCCUUGGAGCAAACCAAAAAAGACAAGAAGGAGGGUUCUAAGUCAAAGUCCAAGGAGAAAAAGCCUGAACCCGAACCGGAGCCAGAACCUGUCAUCGAAGAACCAGUGAAGAGUUCCAAGUCUAAAAGACAUGAACAGGAAGCCAAUGAUGAAAGAGAGAAAUCAAGAGACUCUGUCCCUGGUAGCUUCCCUGACGAGCCUCCUGCUGAGCCUGAACCAGCACCUGAACCAGAACCAGAGCCCGAGCCCGAACUUGAACCGGAUCCAGUGCCAGAGCCAGUGCCAGAGCCAGUGCCGGAAUCUGAACCUUCAGGUCCUGAUCUGUCUAAGAUGACUAAGAAAGAGCUGAAGAAAUACAAGAAGGCCCAAGCGGCAGCCGAAGCCGCCAAGGAGUUUGCUCCGCCCCCACCCCCAGAAGCGCCGGAACCCCCGGCGCCGGAGCCCGAGCUUGAGGCUGAGGCUGAGGCCCAUCCAGCUGAAGACGUUGAUGACGGAGCUCCCCCGACACCACCCCCUGAGGAACCUGAGGAACCUGAAGAGCCUGAAGAAAAGCCUUCUAAAUCUUCUAAAAAAGAUCGCCCACGCGCUGAACGUAAUAACACGUCUUCUGGUUGGGGAUUUUGGGGUGCGUCGCCAGCACCAAAGAAAUCCAGUAAAAAGGAAUCAAAGCCUCCAAAGGAUCCAGAACCGGAAAUAGAGCCAGAGCCAGAACCUGUCGCUGAACCUGAACUUGAACCUGAGCCAGAAGCCGAACCUGAGCCUGAGCCAGUGCAGGAUCCGGAACCAGAGCAGGCGGAAGUACCAGCCCCUGAACAGGAGGCGCCCAAGGAAGUUCGGUCCUCCAAAGAGAAAAAGAAGUCUUCCAGGGACAAAGAGUCGCCUUCCAAGGAAAAAGAAUCCAAAAGGAAAGAUAAAAGUCGACCGGAACAGUCUUCCACUCCUGUCCGUUCGAAGUCGACAAAAUCUCGACCACAGGAGCCAGAGCAAGACAUAGAAAAAUCCUCAACAUCAGACCGAGAGAAGCGGCGAGAGCGCGAGGCACGUGCCUCGAAGCAGCAGCGUGCCACAACCUUGUCCAACUUCAUUCUUGGCGCUCCUCCAUCUGCGCGAACUAAAUCGACUCGUAAGCCGGCCACAUCAAAAUCCGCAUCCAGGCCAGUUUCACGGCGACCAUCAGUUGAUAUGGAUGGCGAGGGUUCCAUGCCAUCUCCACCGCCGGACGAUAUGCCUUUGCCCGACAAGGCAGCUAAGUUGAUGGGCAUGAGUGGUUCAAAAUCAAAGCGUGAACGCCCAAAGACAGAGAGACGAAAAUCAGCGCGAGAUCCGUAUGCGAUCGAAGAUGACGACAUGGUCAUGGUUGAUCGUGAAGAUGCCGAUGGUCAAUCGCCUAAGGAGGGUUCCAAAGGAUCUGCACCGUCAAGGCGGAAGUCCAGGAGAGAGUCGCGCCCAAGGCCGGACGAUGAGGAUCCUGUCAUGGUUGAUGCAGAUGGGCCAGACGACGCUGUGCUUGUCGAUGCCCCAAGAGACCCUAGAGAGAGACGCUUAAAGCGUGCUAACACAGCUCCACCAAAGAAGCAGGAUUCCGGCGGUUUGAUGGGCAUGUUUAAUUCCUUCCGAAAGAAUACUCGUCCAGAACGCCCGGAACGUCCGGAAAUGCCUGACCGACGAAAGUCCCGCUCAUAUCGCGACGAUGAAGCAAGGAAUAUGACUGAGCCAGAGCGCGACGAUCCUCGACGACCGCGACGUGAUGACCGUCGUCGUCGUUCAGUUCGACCGGACACAGAUGUAGAAGGAUUCACCACUGAUGCUGCCGGUGCGGCGGUAGGUGACACAGAAGCUGAAGAUGCUGAAGCUCGUAGGGCAGCUCGGCGAGCGAAGCGUACAUCUCGACAGGCCCCCUCUGACACCCGCGAGGUGGAAGCACGGGAAGCCGAAGAACGGCGUGCCAGGCGUAAGGAAAAAGAGAGAGCACGUGAGCAGCAAGCUAAAGAAGAGGAAGAAGAGCGCCGUCGUAUCCGCCGUGCAGCACGAGAAGAGCGACGUGCCCGCGAAGAACAAGAAGCCCGCGAAGCCGAAGCCCGUGCAGCCGAAGCCGCAGCUGCAGUCGAAGCCGCCGCCGAGGCAAAGGCAGCUGAACGCCGCGAACGCCGACGUAUGCGCGAAGAAGAAGAACUGGCCGCCAAGGCCAAACGCCGACGCUCACGCGCCGAAGACCCUCCUCCGCAACAAAACUUUUACCCUCCCGAAGAGCGCCGACGUGGAUCCCGCACUGCUGAUGACUCGAAGUCCCGUCGCAGACCCAGGCCCAUCAUUCCAGAUACCCCGGAGGAGCCUGAGCCUGUUAUGGCGGGCGGUCUGAACCACGGCAAGCCGAAGAAGGAUAAGACAUCCUCGUGGGUGUACUCCCAAGCUGAUGAACCGCCAGAGCCCCCGCAAAUCGUCCCAACUUUCAUCGAUAUGCCUCCGGCCGCGGCUGCAGCUGCAGACAACCUCAAUGCACACUCUCUGUCGUCGGAUGAAGAAGCUCGCCGUGCUGUUCGUCGCCGAGCCCGCCGUCGUGCCAAAUAUGGUGACAUGGCUGAUGAGGAGAUCGAUGAGAACCGUUCCCGUCGGCAGCCAUCGCGUCGUGAUCCCAAGAGCAGCUCUGGCAGUGGCGACUACGAGCGUGAUCGAGGUAUGAGAUCGCAUGGAAGUCGACAGGGUAACCCUGUUCCUACAACCCCAACCUCUGGAGCGAAGAAGUCAAGCUGGUUGCGCAAACUUGCCAAUUUCUAA
Molecule: messenger RNA, 5322 nt
Organism: Penicillium verhagenii
Lineage: Eukaryota; Fungi; Ascomycota; Eurotiomycetes; Eurotiales; Aspergillaceae
Exons: 5
Coding region: 1-5322 (1773 amino acids)
Source: RefSeq, a predicted model, not a curated record